Molecule: messenger RNA, 510 nt
Organism: Quercus robur (English oak)
Lineage: Eukaryota; Viridiplantae; Streptophyta; Magnoliopsida; Fagales; Fagaceae
Product: zinc finger BED domain-containing protein RICESLEEPER 3-like
Exons: 1
Coding region: 1-510 (169 amino acids)
Molecular function (GO): DNA binding
Source: RefSeq, a predicted model, not a curated record
AUGGAGGGUGAAACAUCUGGUGCCCACAAUGAAAAACCCAAUGACAAAACUGAGUCUCCAACCAUAGGUAAUACCAAUGCACUUCCUCCUAAGCAUCCUAAAAAGAAAAAAUCUGAAGUUUGGGAUCACUUUUCAAUGAUGGGUGAUUGUGAUCCUAAUAACCCUAGAGCAGCAUGUAAUUACUGUGGUAAAAACUAUGGAUGUCGUGGGAAAAGGGAUGGGACUAGUAAUUUAUGGAAUCAUCUUUAUAAUCAACGCCCCACAUCCCCUUAUAAGGUCGUAGACAAAAAACAAAAGACACUUUGUUUUCUUAAAAAAGAAGAAGGGCAAUCUACUCUUAAAGCAGUGGGGUUUAGUGAAAAAAUUGCUAGGAAUGCCCUAGCAAAGAUGAUAAUUGUUGAUGAGUUACCUUUUAGGCAUGUAGAGAAGGAAGGCUUUAAGUUUUUUGUUGAGGUUUUGGAACCUAGGUUCACUAUCCCUUGUCGCACCCUGUUGCUCGUGAUUGUAUGA